AUGUCGCUGAAAAUUGGUGUGGACGAGUUGCAUGGCGCAAACAGAAUCCAAUCAGCUGCAACCAGUUCUUUAUCGUUGUCAGUAUCUGUGUCUUCCGAAACCAUUGUUUCUUCUACAGAUUUCCUCAUCGUCGGAAAUGUGCCUGAAUUUUUCUCACUUUUCUCCAAGAUCUUGUUUCCGCAGACAGUCAUGAUCGAAUGGCAAGCCACUGAGAUCUUGGCCGGUUGCCUAUUCACAGCUUUAUUUCUAGCACUAGUCCUAAUUGCUACGCAGUGCUUAGCAUCAUGUUUUGAUAAUUGGAGAAGCCAUCGACGAAAAUCUGACCCGGAGCGACUUCCUGAAGACUAUAUCGAUGAAAUACGCAGGUUGUUGGAUAGGCACAAAAGGAUCAUGAACGAGUACGAUUUUCCCGAGGGGAGCCGAGAUGAUGCGGAAACACUGAAGGCCGAUAGUGUUCAACCCAUAACAGAGUCUGAAAUUGGAUCACCUGUGAAAAUGCGAUCACGGACUAAUUCUCUAAAGCUUCAGCAGUUGAAGGCAAAACUCGAGGAAUAUCGGAUUUGUGCGGACGAUUUGCCAAAACCUUCACAAGAAAAAUGUGAAGCAAAGCGACGAUCAUGGGGUGGAUUGAAUAAUCCAGCUGUUAUUCCGGUUGAAUUACCCAACUCGCUCGACGCUGGCGUUCAAACUACCAGUACGCUGGAUCGCAAGCGGAUGACCCACAAGAUUGAGACGACCGUGUGACUUCGCUGAUCUAUAUUGUGUUGUGUGUCCUGCUAAAUCUCACAUUACAUGUACGCUCACUAGGAAGACAUUGAAGCAUAACGACCCUACUCUUCUCGAUGUUACUGACCGUUGGGAUGCUCUUUGAAAGUACAUUUUUACAGUAACGCGUACCUCAAGGCUCCAUAAUCGAUCUCAUGUCUGUACAGUGUUGAUUUUGUUUGUCGGAUGUUGUAUAUCUUGACGCAUGAAUGUACUUACUCUUCGC
This is a messenger RNA of Cylicocyclus nassatus, 991 nucleotides long. Lineage: Eukaryota; Metazoa; Nematoda; Chromadorea; Rhabditida; Strongylidae. The record is from the annotation of a GenBank genome assembly.